Xenia sp. Carnegie-2017 is the source of this 1781-nucleotide messenger RNA. Its product is annotated as DDB1- and CUL4-associated factor 12-like. The record is from RefSeq and is a predicted model, not a curated record. Gene Ontology annotation, cellular component: Cul4-RING E3 ubiquitin ligase complex. NCBI's taxonomy places the organism in Eukaryota, Metazoa, Cnidaria, Anthozoa, Malacalcyonacea, Xeniidae. Bases 376 to 1605 code for a protein of 409 amino acids. Gene Ontology annotation, molecular function: protein binding. The transcript is spliced from 8 exons.
AGGAAUGUUGCGAAAGCAAAUACAUUCUACUCUUUGCCUUUAAUCUUGCAUGUUAAAAAACAUUUUUACACAGAAAAACGUGAUUUAAUCAUCUCUGAAACGGGGAUCGAGCUACAAUACUUUUGAUGAAAGUAAUCAAGUAUAAGAAGAAAUCAUAAUUUGCAGUUACGUGUAACAUGGUGGCGUAGUUCAAGUAGUUAAAAGUCAAUCCGGUUGGGAUCUUCUUUACGAGAAUAACGUUAAUGAAAACGUACUGGUUUCCUUUACUGAUGAUAAGACUGGCUGUUAUAUUUUUCUGCUAAAACACUUGGAAUGCAUGUUCGUAUUCUAAUAUUUUGUUGUAAUUCAUGAUACGCACAUGUAUGAUAAAAAUACAUGGAGUGUGAAGAUUCACAGGGUUGUCAAGAUGAUAGAAAAAAAUCCAUAUCAGAAAAACGGAGAGCGAGUUAUUCAGCAUUUAAUGCUCUUCAACUGAGAAAAGAGUCACAAGUGAUGACAUUCCCAACAAAAGAAAUGGUGUACUAUGCCAGUCGCAAGUUACCUUUGGUCUUGCAACCUAAAGACUUUGAUCUGGGAAGAAUUGACAAAAUAUUUGCCUCUCAAUGGCUUGACGAGAGGAAUGUUGUUUUUGGUACCAAGUGCAACAAUUUAAAAAUUUUGAACACUUUUUCUGGAGAAUACAUUACCAUACCAAUGAUACAAGGUCAGACACCAUCUUCAGAUAUGACUCAAAACAGUUGUGGCAUCCAUAGCAUAGAGAUAAAUCCAUCAGGGACCUUGUUGGCAACAGGCGGUCAAUGUACCCAUGACCUAGCUAUUUAUAAAUUGCCAGAGUUUGAUCCUUUAUGUUUGGGUGAGAUGCAUACCGACUGGAUUUUUGGUAUAGUGUGGUUGAAUGAUAAGAUAGUUGCCACUGGCUCUCGAGAUGGUUGUCUAGGGAUUUGGGAUGUGAGUCAUGCUGUAAACCUUGAAAAAUCAUGCAAUAAUGAUAUAGAACGGGAAAGGCCAAUUGCUUGGCUAAAUAGAAAAAAAUUAGAUAAGCGGUACAGAGCAGUUCAAUAUAAUCCCCAACUAAAUGAGCUGGCCAGUUUAUCAACUGAAGCUGUUCUUCAUAUAUGGGAUCCAUUUAAAUUAAAGACAAUCCGCUCUGUGAAAUUGCCAUAUCAGCUAGAAAAUGUCUGUUUAUCACUUGAACCCCAGCAUUGCCUAUAUGCAGUUGGUUCACAAUCACAUGUUACCAUGCUGGAUGGAAGAAGUCCUUCCAAUCAUCUGUUUUCAGUUGAGUCCAUUGAUAAGGAUGCCGGAAUUCGCUCUCUAUCUUUCCACAAUGAAUUAGUAACAAUUGGUACAGGGUUUGGAUCAUGCUCAUUUCUUGACCUCAAAACUAAACGAUUUAUACAAACUCAAGAAAAGAAUGUUUGCCAACUUAAAGCUAAAGAAGGAUUUCGGCGUCAUGACGAAGUUUACCACACCUUGUUUGGUGAGAUGUGUCUUCCAACAUCAAUUUACACGCAUUGUUAUGAUCAAUCUGGUAGUAAACUGUUUACUGGAGGUGGACCUUUAGCUGUAGGUCUCUAUGGGAACUAUGCUGCCUUGUGGCAAUAGUUGCUCCAAGUGUCUUAUGAGUCUUAAUAUGAAGUCAUUGAAAUAUAUUUAGUUAAAUUUAGCUGAACCAAAUCAUGUAUGAAAAAUUCAGAAUUGAUCAGUCGUGAUAGCACUGUUAUUUUUCUGGAAAAUUAGACUAUUUAAUAUAACAAUUAAAAAACACAACUAGUAUUCAA